AAACCCAAAAAAAAAAACUAUUCUAGAAAUCCUACUUCCCUUGAUCCCUUCUCACUUCCCAUUUCCUUCCUCCAUACCCUUCACUCUCUCUCCUCUAUAGAACAUACGAACAAAAAAUCACACACCUUCAAACAGAGGAGAGAGAGAAAAUAAAAAACGACGAAAUCAACCCAAAAUUUAGUCAUCUUCUUAAAAUUUCCAUCAUCAGUACAAAACAAAACAAAACAAUAACUCCUGUAGAAAAAAUCCGCCAUUGUUGUGCACACUAAGUUUUUUUUUCUCUCUCUCUCCUCUCGUCCGAUGCUUAACAGCGUCUCAUCUUCGAGCUUAUACAGCAACAUCGGCGGACUAUUUCUGUUCUUAAGCGGCGGCGCCGGCGGCCAACAUGGAAGCGGCGCUACUGUAGCCGUCGCUUUUACUGCUGUUGCUGGUCUCGCUGUUUUCGCCGCCAUUGUUUAUACUCGUAGUGGUCAUCUGAAGUCACCAUGGUCUCGCAAGAGAAGGAAACAUGCCCUCACACCGCAGCAAUGGAGAAACUCGUUUGCACCAGAUGGAAAACUUCAUGAUGGUGGAAUGAAGCUUCUGAAAAAAGUUCGAAGUGGGGGUAUUGAUCCCAGCAUUAGAGCGGAGGUUUGGCCUUUCCUUCUUGGCGUCUAUGAUUUGAACAGCUCCAAAGAAGAAAGAGAUGCUGUCAGAAAUAAGAAUAGGAAGGAGUAUGAGAAACUCAGGAGACAAAGUCGCCGUCUAUUAAAGCAACUCGAUGAGAAUUUGGGGCUCGAUAGCAAUGGGAAUAGUGAGAGCUGCAUUCCGGACCCCGGUUCACCUGCCUCAGAUGAUGUGGUUAGUGCUCGAGAGUCCCUCUCCAGUGAGAGGGGAAGUUCUGAUCUUGAGUACUCGGAAAAUAAUUCCAGUUCAGUAUUGGAUAGGACUAAUAGCUCCCGACGGGUCACAAGUUCUAGUCCUUCUGUAAUCUACAGUGAUUCAUCUGACAUGGGAUCAUCUGAAGAUGAGCAACUUGAUGAACAAGCUUGUUCCCCUCCAUCUGAGCAAGAAAAUGAUACUAUUGAUGUGGCUUCAAAGGGAGACCUUUCCCCUUCUAAGACAAAUAUGCAGUCUAAUAUCUGCCGUACUGAAGAUUUUGCCAGUUGGCAGCGGAUUAUUCGUCUUGAUGCUGUGCGUGCCAAUGCAGAAUGGAUCCCUUAUUCUCCUUCGCAGGCUUCUGUAUCAGAAGACCGGGCAUGCCGUUCUGCUGAAGCUGUCAGGCUUAAAGACUAUGAUCACCUUGAGCCAUGCAGGAUUUACCAUGCUGCUCGAUUGGUUGCAAUACUUGAAGCCUAUGCUGUGUAUGACUCUGAAAUUGGUUACUGUCAAGGUAUGAGCGAUCUUCUUUCCCCGAUAAUCUCAGUGAUUGAAGAGGACCAUAUGGCAUUCUGGUGCUUCGUGGGUUUUAUGAAGAAGUCCCGUCAUAACUUCAGGCUCGAUGAGGUUGGAAUCCGUCGACAACUCAAUAUUGUGGCCAAGAUUAUAAAGCACAAAGACGCUCACCUUUACAAACACUUGGUAAAGCUCCAGGCAGAGGAUUGUUUUUUUGUGUACAGGAUGGUGGUUGUCCUUUUUAGGCGGGAGUUAAAUUUUGAGCAGACACUCUGCCUUUGGGAGGUGAUGUGGGCUGAUCAGGCUGCACUUAGGGCGGGGAUUGGCAAAUCAGCAUGGAGCAGAAUAAGACAACGUGCCCCGCCAACUGAAGAUCUGCUAUUAUUCGCCAUUGCUGCUUCUGUAUUGCAGAGAAGAAAACAAAUUAUCGAGAAGUACAGUAGCAUGGAUGAGAUCUUGAGAGAGUGCAAUAACAUGGCUGGGCAUCUUGAUGUCUGGAAACUACUAGAUGGUGCGCAUGAUCUGGUUAUGACUCUUCAUGAUAAAAUUGGUACAACCUUCUGACUGACAACUGCUUAAGGUGUUGUAUCACUUCUUUUUUCUUGAAGGGUAAGGUGUUGUAGCACUUGGUACAGAGCCAUGUUUGAAAAAUUAUGAACCUUGGGCGAAUUUCCAAAGCUUGUAACGCGUUCUUUGAUUCUUCCAAUAUUUCGAGAUGGCAAAAAAUAAUUUGUUCA
This is a messenger RNA of Beta vulgaris subsp. vulgaris (sugar beet), 2111 nucleotides long. RefSeq names its product rab GTPase-activating protein 22. Gene Ontology annotation, biological process: activation of GTPase activity. Lineage: Eukaryota; Viridiplantae; Streptophyta; Magnoliopsida; Caryophyllales; Amaranthaceae. Gene Ontology annotation, molecular function: GTPase activator activity. The transcript has 5 exons. Bases 301 to 1938 code for a protein of 545 amino acids. The record is from RefSeq and is a predicted model, not a curated record.